This is a messenger RNA of Ascoidea rubescens DSM 1968, 555 nucleotides long. RefSeq names its product Keg1p (gene KEG1). Lineage: Eukaryota; Fungi; Ascomycota; Saccharomycetes; Ascoideales; Ascoideaceae. The record is from RefSeq and is a predicted model, not a curated record. The annotation marks the transcript as partial. The transcript has a single exon.
AUUAAAUUUACUCAGCGAUUAGUUUUCUUUAAUAAUAUGGUGUUCUUUUUUUUGUGGUUUUGUGUUUUAUCUAGGUUAUUGAUUUUAUUGCCUUUGGUUGGAAGAAAGUUUCUACCUGGAGGAAUAUCUGAUUUUUUUCAUGUUGUUGCUACAAUUUCCACUUUGUCGGAAGUACUAUUUUCCUUUUCCAUUUUGAAAAUCAGGAAGAGCAGAAUAUUCUUUAAAAUUUUCAAGUUUUUAAAUUUAAUGUUCAUUAUCUGGGUAGUAUUAAUUAACUAUAAAAGGAUUACAAGACAUUGGAGUUACUCUUUGUUGAUUUUUUCUUACAGUUUUGAUGAAACAAUCAAUUAUUUCAAGUUUCUUUUUAACCUGUCAUGGGUUAAUUGUUUUAGAAAAUAUAAAAUAUUUUUUAUUUUUCCUUUGCAAAAAUUUUCUGAAAUUGUUUUAUUAAUGUUGUCUCUUCAAUUUAUUUCGAACACGAAUUUGGCAGACUUUAUCAAAGCUUUAAUUCUUUUCUAUUUUCCUUAUAGUUAUCUAGCUCUUGGUAGAUUAUAA